Messenger RNA from Sciurus carolinensis (gray squirrel), 5643 nucleotides. RefSeq names its product WASP family member 2 (gene Wasf2). The transcript has 9 exons. Lineage: Eukaryota; Metazoa; Chordata; Mammalia; Rodentia; Sciuridae. The record is from RefSeq and is a predicted model, not a curated record. Gene Ontology annotation, biological process: positive regulation of Arp2/3 complex-mediated actin nucleation; actin cytoskeleton organization. The coding region runs from base 215 to 1708 and encodes 497 amino acids. Gene Ontology annotation, cellular component: cytoskeleton. Gene Ontology annotation, molecular function: Arp2/3 complex binding; actin binding; protein kinase A regulatory subunit binding.
GAAUCGCGUAAUGGCGGACACAGACCGGGCGAGCGCGGCUGGGGGCGUAGCGCAUUGAGGGGGGUCCGGCUGUGUGGCAGCCCGCUAGGCGGUCGGCGGGAGCAGGUCCCGUGCUGAGAUAGGGUGGCUGGCCGGCUCUUCCUGUCUCUGAGGGCGACUGCGCGAGGCCAGGUUGUUUUUCAUCAUUCAGAACAUUGCCUGAAGCAGGUCCACCAUGCCGUUAGUAACAAGAAACAUCGAGCCAAGGCACCUGUGCCGUCAGACGUUGCCUAGCGUUAGAAGCGAGCUGGAAUGCAUGACCAACAUCACCCUGGCAAAUGUCAUCCGACAGCUGGGCAGCCUGAGUAAAUAUGCAGAGGACAUUUUUGGAGAGCUCUUUACUCAGGCAAAUACCUUUGCCUCUCGGGUAAGCACCCUUGCUGAGAGGGUUGACCGACUACAAGUUAAAGUCACUCAGCUGGAUCCCAAGGAAGAGGAAGUGUCACUUCAAGGAAUCAACACCCGAAAGGCUUUCAGAAGCUCUACCAUUCAAGACCAGAAGCUUUUUGACAGAAAUUCUCUCCCAGUGCCUGUCUUGGAAACGUACAAUACCUGUGAUACUCCGCCCCCUCUCAACAAUCUAACCCCUUACAGGGAUGAUGGAAAAGAGGCACUCAAAUUCUACACCGACCCUUCAUACUUCUUUGAUCUUUGGAAGGAGAAGAUGCUGCAGGACACCAAGGAUAUCAUGAAAGAGAAGAGAAAGCAUAGGAAAGAAAAGAAAGAUAAUCCAAAUCGAGGGAAUGUAAACCCACGUAAAAUUAAGACACGUAAGGAAGAAUGGGAGAAAAUGAAGAUGGGACAAGAAUUUGUGGAGUCCAAAGAAAAGCUGGGACCUUCUGGGUAUUCACCCGCCUUAGUGUACCAGAAUGGCAGCAUUGGCUCUAUUGAAAAUGUGGAUGUAGGCAGCUAUCCACCACCACCACAGUCAGACUCCACCUCAUCACCUUCACCUUCUUUCUCUGAGGACAACUUGCCUCCCCCACCAGCAGAAUUCAGCUACCCAGCAGACAACCAAAGAGGAUCUGGCUUGGCCGGACCCAAAAGAUCCAGCGUGGUCAGCCCGAGCCACCCACCCCCAGCUCCUCCACUGGGUUCUCCACCAGGCCCCAAACCUGGGUUUGCUCCACCACCUGCCCCUCCACCUCCACCUCCAAUGGGCAUCCCACCUCCACCACCACCUGUAGGAUUUGGGUCUCCAGGGACCCCUCCACCACCUUCACCCCCAUCUUUUCCACCUCACCCUGACUUUGCCGCCCCUCCCCCUCCUCCCCUGCCACCUGCAGUGGACUACCCUACUCUGCCACCACCUCCCCUGUCCCAACCAGCAGGCAGUGCACCUCCCCCUCCCCCACCCCCUCCCCCUCCAGGACCUCCACCUCUCCCUUUCAGUGGUGGGGAUGGCCAGCCUGCCAUACCACCACCGCCGCUUUCUGAUGCCACUAAGCCCAAGUCCUCCUUGCCUGCUGUGAGUGAUGCCCGUAGCGACCUGCUUUCUGCCAUCCGUCAAGGCUUUCAAUUGCGCAGGGUUGAAGAGCAGCGGGAACAAGAGAAGCGUGAUGUUGUGGGCAACGACGUGGCCACCAUCCUGUCACGUCGUAUUGCUGUUGAGUACAGUGACUCGGAAGAUGACUCUUCUGAAUUUGAUGAGGACGACUGGUCGGAUUAACUCUUUGUGCCUGCUGCCCACCUUUUCUUUCCUUCCUACCUUCCUUUUUUUUUUUUUUUUUGAUGUCUACCCCAACAGUCCCAUGGGAGGGGGGAGAAAAAAAAGAAUUUCAAGGGCCAAAGCCUUCCCUGAAGCAACCAAAGAUAUAUCCAAGUGCUUCCUCCAAAUCAACAUGUAUUUUCUCUCCCUAUUGUCAAGUGCAUGGGCUUCUGAGUUUCGUAGCUGAGAUGUUCCCUCUUCCUUCAAAUGACUGUUGCAUAUUGAAAGGAAGGAAAACCCCCGAAGCAGAUUCCUUUGAUUGGGCUUCAAAUGGAAAUGGUGCUCUCCCCUAGGGCCCGUUUUUAACUGUGGCCCUCAGCUGCUUCGAAUCAUGCCAACCAUCUUCUGGUCCUAAAGUAGUGAGAGCAGACUUUGUGGACAUGGCUGCCUCCUUUCCUGUGUCCUGAGAGGCAGAGUAGGCUGAGUGCCCCAAAGUCAGACUGCCUCUUGUCCCUUCCUGCUCUCUGCCCUAAUCAGCAGUGGGGGGCUGCCUUUUACUCAGCGGUCUUUUAGACUGGGAAACCAUAUUUUAUUCCAGGAGGUAACAGACCACUAGAGUGUCUCUUCCACUCUUCCUGGAAACAAGGCCUCUGAAGACUGAGGCUGUUACCUCCCUCCUAAACUCCCUCUUAUUGAGUGUGAUGGUAAAGUGUCCUUUAAAUGCCCCUUCCUUGCCCUUAGGUGCCUUCAGGCUAUGUCGCCCAGGUUUAACCUCUAAUAUCCAUGACCAAACUAGCCCUGACACACAGGGACCUGGGCUUCUGCUGCCUGUCAGGAGCAAAGCUUAGAGACUUGAAACUACAGAACUAGAAUUAUGGUAGAAUUCCUUGGGUUCUGCCCUCCUAAGGAUGCUGAGGCCUAGACAUGGGAAGUGACUUGCUCAAGGUCACACAGUUGGAUAGUAAUGGAGCAAGAGCCCAGACAUCCUGAUUCCAAGUCACCUGUGCUUUCUGGGACCAAAUAAUGGGCACCUGCUGGAGUCUGGGCAGAGCAGUCUUGGCUCUGUGCUACUCCAGACCUCCCCAUAGGCAGGGGUCCCAGUCGGAGGGCUCAGGGCCUGUGCCAGCCCUGUCAGUGCUGCUCAGACCCUUAUAGCCUCUUUUGUAACCCUUUGUUGCCCCUUCCUAUCACCAGCCAACCACAUGGCCUAGAAGCUGUGCUUCUGGGAAACCAGAGUAGGGAGAAAAAGAAGAGGGCAGGCAGCCUUGACAGGUGCUGUUUUCAGUUCUGCUGCAACUCCUCCCCCUUUUAUUUCCCCAUUUUAAGCAUAGGUUCUGCCAGCUGUAGAAACUUGAGUCCCUCAGGCUGGCAGCAGCCCCAGGUACCUGCCUGGGGAUGGUGGGGGGCAGGUGCCUGGCAGUCAUGAAAAGGGUUGAAGGUGGAGGGACUCAGGUCCCCACUUACUGCACAUGGUGAUGUUCAUUCCCCCACCCCCAGCCCCUUCCCAGAGCUCAUACACAGGUGCUGUUAUUUAGGAAAAAACUGGUCAGCUCUGGCCAACAGCAAGGUUUCUCUCUUCUGCCCCAACAAUUGUGUAGCCUCUCAUGCUGAAAUCAGUUUCUCCGGCUUUCAGAGCCUGAAACAAAGAGAAACAGGAUCUGUCUUUACCCAGCACAGCAAAUGGUUGUAGUAAUUGCCAAAGCCCUCAUAAACCCCUCCAGCUUGAGGAGAGUAUAAUCGUGGGCACUGCUGCCUGUCUUUGCUGAAUACCUCCCUCUGCCUCCUUCUUGAACUUGGGAUAUGGGGAGAGCCUGCAAGUGCCAGCAGAUGCUCCUGCUGCAGCUGCUCCAGAGUGUGCUCUCCUCCUCCUACUCCUCAGAUAGGGUGUAUCAGGCACAGGGCUUGGCACCCAGCUCCAUGCUGAGCACACCAGGCUGGGCCUUUCCAACCAUGUCCCCCACUUGCACUUUGGAAGCCGAAGUUGCUUUUAUCAGAACCCUGAAAUGACUGUUGAAGGUGCCCCUGCUGCAGCCCAGCAGCGGCUGGAGAGGCAGGCGGAGGGCAGUGUUUCUCCCAAAUAGGAGUCCUGGGGCCUGGCCAGGCCAGGGUUUGGGCCUAAUGGCUGUGAGUAAAUUACCCCCAUCCUCCUCCUUUCCGGAAAAGGGGGAGCCAGAGCCACUCACUAUCAUUCUGCUCUGACCUUGAAGGGGGCGGUGUUGGCCUGGCUUCUGGAAUGGACAGAGUCCACCGCGGAAAGGACUAGGGGCAGGAGGAGGUGGGGAGGGGCCCUGCCUGCGGAAGGUAGGAUUAGAUCAUUAGCUCAGUGACCUCCUAGGGUUUCGAUGUGCUGUGUUCUCAUCCUACAGCUGGUUUGGUAAUGAUCUGCAAGUCCCGGAGAGCAACAGCACAGCUCUGCCUGACGCUCUCAUUAAAAUCUAUGCAGCCAAGCCCGGCGCUUUGUAGCAGCCGGCCUUGCGAAGCCUCCUCAGCUCGGGGGGGCUGGGGACCCAGUCAGCUGAGAGGCCCUCUGGGCUCUACUUAUGCAUAUGUGCACACACACACACAAAAUGUGCUUCUUGAAACCCAAAGCCCUUUAAGAUGAUAAAGGAUCCAGUGCAGGUAGAUGUGUCUUUAGAAUCUUAUAAUUGUAGAAUACAAAGUUUAGUGAUUAUUUAAACCAAGAAGCUGAGGCUGGUGAGAGAAUUAACAAUGGCCUGUGAGGACUCAAACCCCAAAGCCAAGGAGCCACCUUCCUUCCUGGUCUGCCCAGCCCAGCCCAGCCCAACCCAGGGGACCUGCCCCCAUUCCUGUGGCCCAGGGGCCCAGCUUCCAAUAGGCAGUGUCAGAAGUGACUUGUGGCUUUGCCUUGGUCGUGAGAUGAUUUCAUUCCAAAGGAGCAGGCGGGUGGGGGGGGGGUUUGAUCCCUUGGAGGCUCAGAGCAGCUGGCCCAAGCUCCAGCUUGCCUCCAGUGGAAGCUUGAGCGCCCUCAGAAACGACCCUGGCCAAUGUCACCGCAGAGCCGAGGCGCUGUUGUCAGGGCUAAUGUGAAAUCUCUUCCCGUGGCGCCGAUCCUCCGACUCUGCAGCGCCAGCUUGGACAGAUUGAGGUCUCUGUGGCUUUGGUGACCCUGCUUAUGCAUUCCCACCGUGUCCCUGCUCUGCUUUCGGAAUGCCUCCCUCUGCAGCCCCUCACCUGACCUCAGGGCCUGGGGAAGGAGGCAGUGCACCAGGGCCAGGCGCUUCUGCUCAGGAGAGUUGUCUGCCUUCCUGGGGGGCAUCAGGCUUUGAGCUCUGCCAGGAUGCAGCUGGCCAGGGUCCAGCUGAUCUGGGACCAGGUGUCCCUCAGAAAAAUGCCUCACUCUGUGCCUCCUGCUAUACUUACUUUAACAGUGCCUCAGUGAGGGCAAGGGACAGUUCUGUUACUGUAUUAACUUCAUUCAGUUAAUUCACUUGAGAAACUAACCAAUUUUUACUUUCUGUCUAGAAUGAUGUACGUGUAGAAGAGUAAGCUGUAAUGCUCCCAAAGUGCCUUGUUUUUUCUGAUAUAAAUAUAUUUAUAAGGACAUAUUCCAGUGGGUUCUUGGAUAUGCUUGCCACAUGAAGAUUUUUAGGGAGUGAGCAAGUAUAGUGGGCAUAUUGUCUGAAUACAGGCCCCUUUUCCCUGAGGGUGGGGAAGAGGGAGACUUCAGUUGGAAAUCCAAGCAGUGGGGUUAAGUCAAACCCCCAAAGUGACCCUUUCCUCCUUUGCCCUGUUCUUCUCAGACCCUAGAAGGAUACCUAAUUGUUUAAAUCCCUGCAGCUUCAAGCCUGGUCUCAUUUGCUUUCCUGCCAGGCUCAUGUGUGUACACCUGUAUCCAGUGACCUGAAGGUUCCAUGUAACUAUUAUAUGUAUACACAUGAAUACUUAAAUGCCAAUAUUUUCAAUAAUUUGAUAAAGUCUUUGUAGUCACUCAGCCA